Molecule: messenger RNA, 1729 nt
Organism: Haemorhous mexicanus (house finch)
Lineage: Eukaryota; Metazoa; Chordata; Aves; Passeriformes; Fringillidae
Gene: DDOST
Product: dolichyl-diphosphooligosaccharide--protein glycosyltransferase non-catalytic subunit
Exons: 11
Coding region: 32-1336 (434 amino acids)
Cellular component (GO): oligosaccharyltransferase complex; endoplasmic reticulum membrane
Source: RefSeq, a predicted model, not a curated record
CUUCUGGGGUAGUUCGGCGACCGGGAUCAAGAUGGCGGCGGCCGCUGUGGCUGUGUGUGGGCUCCUGGCGGUGCUGGCGGCGGGCGCUGAGGGCGGGCCCCGCACGCUGGUGCUGCUGGAGAACGGGAACCUGCGCGACACGCACUCGAUGUUCUUCCGGAGCCUCGCGGACAGGGGCUUCGACCUCACCUUCCGGACAGCAGAUGACGCCGGCCUGUCCCUGAUAAAGUACGGGGAGUUCCUGUACGACAACCUCAUCAUCUUCUCCCCAUCCAUAGAAGACUUUGGUGGGAACAUCAAUGUGGAGACCAUCACCGCGUUCAUCGACGGCGGCGGCAGCGUCCUCGUCGCCGCCAGCUCGGACAUCGGUGACCCCCUGCGAGAGCUGGGCAGCGAGUGUGGCAUCGAGUUUGAUGAGGAGAGGACAGCGGUCAUCGACCACCACAACUAUGACAUCUCCGACCCCGGCCAGCACACGCUGAUCGUGGCCGACACUGAGAACCUCCUGAAGGCCCCCACCAUUGUGGGCAAGGCAGCACUGAACCCCAUCCUGUUCCGAGGAGUUGGGAUGGUGGCUGAUCCCGACAACCCGCUGGUGCUGGAUAUCCUCACUGGCUCUUCCACUUCCUACUCCUUCUUCCCAGAUAAGCCCAUCACUCAGUACCCGCAUGCCGUGGGGAAGAACACGCUGCUGAUCGCGGGGCUGCAGGCACGCAACAAUGCCCGCGUCGUCUUCAGCGGCUCCCUCGACUUCUUCAGUGACGCCUUCUUCAAUUCUGCCGUGCAGAAAGCGACUCCCGGCUCCAAGAGGUACUCCCAGACAGGUAACUACGAGCUGGCCGUGGCCCUGUCCCGCUGGGUGUUCAAGGAGGAGGGCGUUCUGCGCGUGGGCGCCGUGUCCCACCACCGCGUCGGGGAGCUGGCGCCACCCAGCGCCUACACAGUCACCGACCUCGUGGAGUACAGCAUCGUGAUCGAGAAGCUCGCUGAGGGCAAGUGGGUGCCCUUUGACGGGGACGACAUCCAGCUGGAGUUCGUGCGCAUCGACCCCUUCGUGCGCACCUUCCUCAAGAGGAACGGUGGCAAAUACAGCGUGCAGUUCAAGCUGCCGGACGUCUACGGUGUCUUCCAGUUCAAAGUGGAUUACAACCGGCUGGGAUACACCCACCUCUACUCCUCCACACAGGUGUCUGUGCGUCCCCUCCAGCACACGCAGUACGAGCGGUUCAUCCCCUCAGCGUAUCCCUACUACGCCGGCGCCUUCUCCAUGAUGGUCGGCCUCUUCAUGUUCAGCAUUGUCUUCCUGCACAUGAAGGAGAAGGAGAAAUCCGACUGAACUCCCCGUGGGAGCCUUUUCCUGCUGCCAGGAGGGCCGGGCAGUGUCAGAGCCUCCUGUGUAUCUGUGUCAGGACUCGUGGGUGCCGGAUGUACUGUGGGGCUGUGUUUGGUCUUUUUUAUUUUUACACCUGGGGGGUUAUUGAGAAUGACAAUUAAGUUUUGGGGGGCAAAUCUGUUUCCAAAGUGUCUGCAAACCCGGGACCAGGAUGCUUCCAGUUUUUACUGAUGAGUCGCAAUGUUUGCUCACUCCACUGUUGGAAUGAUUUGGACUGGGAUUGGGCUGGAAUGAUUUUGGUUGGAGUUGGGCUGGAAUGAUUGGGGUUGGAGUUGGGCUGGAAUGAUUUGGAUUGCAGAUUAACUCCCAGUUCAAAAUAAAGUCUCGUUCCUCUCA